Messenger RNA from Symbiodinium pilosum, 2040 nucleotides. Lineage: Eukaryota; Dinophyceae; Suessiales; Symbiodiniaceae. The record is from the annotation of a GenBank genome assembly.
GUCACCGACAGCUGCCGCCGACCGUCCUGUUCUUUGGGCAUGCGAGUCCACCUCCCGCACUUUACCGCCCAGGAAGCUCCCGAGUCAGUGCCCUCCAUGCCAAGAAUACCGCGUCCGGACAAGGUCGGAAAAUACUCCAGCUUCGACGCAAAGUUGCGGCAUCUGAAGCGGAGACCUCCCGAGUCCUGGAUCAAACUUCGAUGCGGAAAAUCCGGCCCGCGGACAUGUUCUGAGGAGGAUUUUGACACGCAGCAGGAUGCGCCCAAGUGCUUCAUGAUGAGCCGCAGCAAAGCUGCGCCCUUGGAGCAACCGGAGCAAGUAAGCAGCGCUGCCCUGUGGCUGUCCUGCCCCAGAAAUGGGAGCAUGGUCCACGAUCCUGAAGGAGAAUGUCCUGAAAUGGACGAUGGCCUGAAGCAUCGAGUCCUUGACAUCGCAGCUGCCUGGGAAGUCGAAGUUCGUCGGGGCCAGUUGGCAGAGGCGGGAAAGGCGGAGUCCGAUGCGGAAAGCACCGAAGAUCCAGAUGCAGACCAUGGUGAUACCAACAGAGCAACAGCAGAGCCGUGGCUACGAAUGGACGACGUCACUCGGGCACGGAUCAUCAACAUGGUCGAAGAGCCCGAGAUCGACUUCGAUUCGGAGGACAGCGAGUGGGACGAGCCACAGGAAUCUGAUGGUGAAGGUUUGGAGCAAGGAGACGAAGCCAUAGCAGAUCACUCGGUUGUGGCAGCAGCCAUGGAUGCGCAGGAGCCCCGAGUGGUUCACAGCGGAGAUGGCUUCUUCGUGUUGUUCAAGCCGCCCAAGUGCGUUUGCGAGCCGCCAAAUACCACGAUCGGUGUUGCUCGCUAUGUGCAUCAGAUGGGUAUUGAAGAUACCGACCAUGCAAUCUGCCAUCGCCUGGAUUUGCCCACAAGUGGCUUACUGCUGGUGGGGUCAGAUCCAGAUGUCUUAGACGACCUGCUUCGGCAGCGAAAUGCACGCAGCUGGUGCAAGAACUAUGUCUGCCUGAUGCAUGGAUGGCUGCCGUCCAGCCAGGUGGAAGGCACUCUGCAAUCCAAGCUCCGAACAGAGCGUGAGGGACAGGGAUACAGGACAUUUGUGGAUCCUCAAUGGGGUUUCACUGCGAUCACCCACUACGCUGCGCUUCGGCAUUACAGAUGUCGCAGAACUGGCAGACCGUUUACCCUCAUGAUGCUCCGAAUCAUCACAGGCCGUACGCAUCAGAUUCGAGUGCACAUAGCUGAGCUUGGUAUGACAGCUGGCCUGGAGACAGCUGGCAUUAUUGGAGAUGCCAAGUACCUGGACUCGGCGGCUUUUGCGGCCGACGUCGCGCUUUUCCAGCGCGCUUCGCAGGGGCUCGCAAAGGUCAUCGAGCCCAGACUGUGCUUACAUGCGUGUUCUUUGGGCUUCAGAACCAGCAAGUCGUACCUUACGGUGAAGUGCGGCCUUCCUUCGGACAUGGCUGCACUCAUCAGCACCGAGCUGGUUGAGGAAAGAUAUCGGCCCAACGGUUGCGGAUCUCUGGCUGAGAACGGUUCCUGGAUCCUCAGGGAGCUGAAAGCCGAGGAAGCCAAGGCUCAUUGGGACGCCCAGCGAGAGUGGCGGUCCCUGCACCUGACUUUUGCUGCAUGGGCAUCGUGGUGCAGGACGGGAUCAGAUGAGGCCACGGCCGCUCCUCUCGACGCCUCCUCAGACGCCGAUGAAAGUCCAGAUGAUUGGGAGAAGCUGUGUUGCCAACUCCUGCUGAAGGACUCAGAAUCGUCGGUGCAGCAAAGAAGGCAGAUGAAGCAAGAAGCGCACUGGCUGUCGCACCUUGCUGGGACCUGGCGGGACUCCUACGGCGCUGUGGGAAGAUUCCAUGGGGACUCCUUGGUGAUGAUCGAGGAUGGCGAGACGUCUGCUGUCAAAGUGCAGCGAGCAACCUCCGACAAGGCAGCAAUACUCGUGCUGCUCUAUGGCGAUUUCUGGCAGGCGGAUGCCGACCUUCACAGCGAUUUCCUCAGCUGGUCCACGGGCGAAGUUUGGCAGAAGGCACCAAGAUGA